CGCCAAUGACAAGAUGGCCACGGAGCGUUAGGGGAAUCGUUCUACUCUUCUAGCUACAGUGAAAUAAUAUUUUGUGCAUUCUAUAAAAAUGGGUUUAUCACAAAGCACCGGUGUGUCGGAAGGAGGAACAGAUGGAUACCACGUGCACGGGGUAAUAAUGCGUCUUUAUUUUAUUGCACGUUUUUUAUGAUGCAGCGUGUAGUUCUUGACCGCAGUUCUUUGAAAGGCGAAUUUACAGUAGUAUCCAGAAGGCAUAAGUGGUGUAGUAGCCAGAUAAGGCCAGCCGAAAGCUGAUGAGGUGGCACUUAGCUAGCUACCUCUUUGGCGCACGACAACACAUCGACAUCACAUUGAUUUACGAGCUAGAACAAUCGAUCAUAAUAACUCUGUGCAUAGUGCAUAGACUGUUUACGAUCGCUUUCUCUUUUUUUAUGAAUGAACACCAGGUGCGCUAGCUACAAUGUAACAAAACUUAAACCAGUCGAAGUCGAUGUAGCUAUUGUAGAUAAUAGGCCUAGUGGUGACAAAUGACAACAUUUACACAUUUUCAUGCAUGCAUUUACAUAAUAAAUGUGUAUAGCUACACGAGUUAGCUAGAUAGUAGCUUAGUAAACUCAACUCCAUAUAUGAAGUUGAGUUUACUAAUCUAGAUAGCUACCUACUGUAUUUGGGCCAGGACGUUCGCCUGAGAGGAACAUUUAUGUAACCGUUCAAAUUCUGUCGCUGCCUCUGUGACUGCUGCCAUCUGCAGAAGCCCAAUGUUGCAAAACAGCAUAGCUGGAAUACAUACAAUGCUGCAAAACACAACACAACUUAAUUGAACCAGUACAUAGAUUAUACACAAUCAUUUCGCUACACCCGCAAUAACACCUGCUAAAUAUGUGUACGUGACCAAUAAAAUAAAAUCUGAUUUGAUUUAUUGAUCAACAACACCAUCUGAUGUUAGUAUACUCAAGACCAAUGUUAUUGUUUUUCUACAUGCCUGUACAUUUUGUACCGGAAAUGUACAUUAAUACUGUAUGGCCUAAAUCACAUUCUAGAGGUGUGGAACUAUGGUAUAGGCUAUAUGUAAUAACCAGUAAUGACAGUGAUAGUGAUGAUAACAUUAAGGACCUAUGCAUCAUAGCAAAACAUUGGAUUCAAUGGUUGUGUUUUGUCUUCCUAUGUCCACGUGGUAAACUGAUAGGUGCAGGAGAAUUCCCCUGCAGAAAAAGCUGGUUUGGAGCCAUUCUUUGACUUCAUCCUCUCUCUGGGAGACCACAGACUGGUGAGUUAGUCAGAUUCAUCCUCUCUCUAGGAGACCACAGACUGGUGAGUUAGUCAGAAUCAUCCCCUCUCUAGGAGACCACAGACUGGUGAGUUAGUCAGAUUCAUCCUCUCUCUAGGAGACCACAGACUGGUGAGUUAGUCAGAUUCAUCCUCUCUCUAGGAGACCACAGACUGGUGAGUUAGUCAGAUUCAUCCUCUCUAUAGGAGACCACAGACUGGUGAGUUAGUCAGAUUCAUCCUCUCUCUAGGAGACCACAGACUGGUGAGUUAGUCAGAUUCAUCCUCUCUCUAGGAGACCACAGACUGGUGAGUUAGUCAGAUUCAUCCUCUCUCUAGGAGACCACAGACUGGUGAGUUAGUCAGAUUCAUCCUCUCUCUAGGAGACCACAGACUGGUGAGUUAGUCAGAUUCAUCCUCUCUCUAGGAGACCACAGACUGGUGAGUUAGUCAGAUUCAUCCUCUCUCUAGGAGACCACAGACUGGUGAGUUAGUCAGAUUCAUCCUCUCUCUAGGAGACCACAGACUGGUGAGUUAGUCAGAUUCAUCCUCUCUCUGGGAGACCACAGACUGGUGAGUUAGUCAGAUUCAUCCUCUCUCUAGGAGACCACAGACUGGUGAGUUAGUCAGAUUCAUCCUCUCUCUAGGAGACCACAGACUGGUGAGUUAGUCAGAUUCAUCCUCUCUCUAGGAGACCACAGACUGGUGAGUUAGUCAGAUUAAUCCUCUCUCUGGGAGACCACAGACUGGUGAGUUAGUCAGAUUCAUCCUCUCUCUAGGAGACCACAGACUGGUGAGUUAGUCAGAUUCAUCCUCUCUCUAUGAGACCACAGACUGGUGAGUUAGUCAGAUUCAUCCUCUCUCUAGGAGACCACAGACUGGUGAGUUAGUCAGAUUCAUCCUCUCUCUGGGAGACCACAGACUGGUGAGUUAGUCAGAUUCAUCCUCUCUCUAGGAGACCACAGACUGGUGAGUUAGUCAGAUUCAUCCUCUCUCUAGGAGACCACAGACUGGUGAGUUAGUCAGAUUCAUCCUCUCUCUGGGAGACCACAGACUGGUGAGUUAGUCAGAUUCAUCCCCUCUCUAGGAGACCACAGACUGGUGAGUUAGUCAGAUUCAUCCUCUCUCUAGGAGACCACAGACUGGUGAGUUAGUCAGAUUCAUCCUCUCUCUAGGAGACCACAGACUGGUGAGUUAGUCAGAUUCAUCCUCUCUCUAGGAGACCACAGACUGGUGAGUUAGUCAGAGCAUUGUGAUACCAUCUUAUUUAUUUAUUUUGCAGACCUUGGAUUAAUAUAAAAUAGAUCUUAGAUACUCUGUUCCAUCCAUCCAUCCAUCCAUCCAUCCAUCCAUCCAUCCAUCCAUCCAUAUUUUAUCUAUCACACACGACCCCCACCCAUGUAUUGCACACUUACAACAUAUUUACAACUGACAAACUAACUUGUGUCCAGAACCAGGAGAAUGACACGCUAAAGGACCUUCUGAAGGCUAACGUGGAGAAGGCGGUGAUGAUGGAGGUGUACAGCACCAAGACCAUGAAGCUGAGGGAGGUGGAGGUGGUGCCCAGUAACAUGUGGGGAGGACAGGGCCUGCUGGGGGCCUCUGUCAGGUUCUGUAGCUACCAGGGAGCCAACGAGAACGUCUGGCAUGUGCUGGUGAGGACUUACCUGGCUGUCGAUGAGGCUAUGAUUAGCUAGUAGUAGAUAACAUACGCGCCACUACAAUUUCUACAACUAGUUAUAGUUUUAUCUGUGGUGUGAUCAGUCGUGUGUCUGUCUGUGGGGAGAUCCUAAGAUGUUGUUUGACAUCAUGCUAUUCUGUGUGUUUAUUUUCCCUAUAGGAUGUGGAUGUUAACUCACCGGCUGCGUUGGCCAGCCUUCAGGCCCACAGUGACUUCAUCGUCGGAGCAGACCAGGUGUUGCAGGAUGUAAGCUUCAUUAUUGUCAUUCACGUUCUUCUUCUUAACGUUUUAAGGUUGUUAACUAAGAUGACUAGAUUGUUGCCUUUAAUUUAGUGGGAAAAUAACCCAUUGCAAUAAACAUGGGCACUGUAAUCUCGGUGUCUAUCCUCAGUCGGAGGAUUUCUUUUCCCUGAUUGAGGCCCACGAGGGGAAACCUCUGAAGCUGCUAAUCUACAACACAGAGACGGAUGCCUGCAGAGAGGUGGUGGUCACACCCAACGGGGCCUGGGGAGGAGAGGGGAGGUGAGUGGGCUGAGCCUUAUCUGGGGUUUACCUUGACCAUACCUGGGGAGGAGAGGGGAGGUGAGUGGGCCACUGGGUCUUAUCUGGGCUCUCUCUCUCUCUGAGGUUAUUCUGUACUGCCUAAAUGCCAAGGCUCUGAAACAGCAGCAGACUAACUGAUAUUUGUUGUUUUUAGUUUGGGUUGUGGUAUCGGAUACGGCUACUUGCACAGGAUCCCGACCACGUUUCCCUCUCUACCUGAAGAUGGCACCACACCAGAGAUACCCACCAAUGGAUACGAAGAGGUAUGGAUGGGUUCGUUGUGUUUCACUACAACUACAAUUAUAGGAAUAAGACAGAGGGAAUGCCACUAUGCCAGUCACUUGUACAGUAAUAACACAUGAACCUACAGGCCUCCUAGUGACAAGGCUGACCGUUACCCCAUUACAAGGCUAUCAUACAUGCUUAUGACAAGUCUUGCAAUGCAUUAUAAUACAUCAUAAUGCACUCUACCUAUCUGCAAUAUUAAAUGUCUACAGAUGACAACAGUAAACAUGUUGUCUGUUCGUCUGUCCUCCUUCCCCAGUGACAAUUAUUAAAUCUUAUGUUGCGUUGUAUUCAUGAGAGGGGGAGAAAGAGCCGAUCAAGGUCCUUAUGGGGAAACUUGUUUCUGAUGACGAGAUGCAUACACUGAGUGUACCAAACAUUUAAGAAGACCUUCCUAAUAUUGAGUUGCACCCUCCCAUUUGCCCUCAGAACAGACUCAAUUAAUCGGUGCAUGGACUCUACAAGGUGUCAAGCGUUCCACAGGGAUGCUGGCCCAUGUUGACUCCAAUGCUUCUCACAGUUGGGUACAAGUUGGCUGGAUGUCCUUUGGGUGGUGGACCAUUCUUGAUACACACGGGAAACUGUUGAGCGUGAAAAACCCAGCAGCGUUGCAGUUCUUGACACAAACCUGGCACCUACUAUCAUACCCUGUUCAAAGGCACUUCAAUAUUUUGUCUUGCCCAUUCACCCUCUGAAUGGCACACAUACACACUCCAUGUCUCAAGGCUUAAAAAUCCUUCUUUAACCUGUCUCCUCCCCUUCAUCUACACUGAUUGAAGUGGAUUUAACAGGUGACAUCAAUAAGGGAUCAUAGCUUUCACCUGGUCAGUCUGUCAUGUUUUGUACUCAGUGUAUAUGUAGAAAACGAGAUGACUGUAGCUCAAACAGGACAGGAGAUAUGCUUGUUCAAAGUUUGGAAUUGCAGUAGAUUCCGUCCCCCUUGGGCCAAUCAGUGUAAUUUUGUAAAUGCCGGAUCUCUAUGGCAAGAUGCACCAUUCACCCAAGUUUCGUCAAAAUCGGCCCUGUGGUGUCUGAGAUAUCGCGUGUGACUAACGAACGGACGGAGACAGAUCCAUAGUCCACCUAUGAUUUCAUCUGGCUAAACCAGGCAAAUUUACACAAAUGUUAAUUGAUGUGCAUUGCCCCUGUCAAAUAAAUGAAUGAAUGAAUAAAUCAACUGUUAUCGGUUGUUGCUGUGUGAUCCCCAGGCGUCUCUGAUGGUGGGUCAGUCCGGCCCACGCCUGGGACAGGGAGCAGAGAUAACAGACCGACAAAACACACUGGCACAGAUCACUCUGCAAGAGGAUGACAGUCCUCUACCUCCACCCAUACAGGGAGUCAUGGAUCCAGGUGGGUUGACUGAUUGGUUGGUUACAGGGAGUCAUGGAUCCAGGUGGGUUGACUGAUUGGUUGGUUACAGAGAGUCAUGGAUCCAGGUGGGUUGACUGAUUGGUUGCUUACAGGGAGUCAUGGAUCCAGGUGGGUUGACUGAUUGGUUGGUUACAGGGAGUCAUGGAUCCAGGUGGGUUGACUGAUUGGUUGGUUACAGGGAGUCAUGGAUCCAGGUGGGUUGACUGAUUGGUUGGUUACAGGGAGUCAUGGAUACAGGUGGGUUGACUGAUUGGUUGGUUACAGGGAGUCAUGGAUCCAGGUGGGUUGACUGAUUGGUUGGUUACAGGGAGUCAUGGAUCCAGGUGGGUUGACUGAUUGGUUGGUUACAGGGAGUCAUGGAUCCAGGUGGGUUGACUGAUUGGUUGGUUACAGGGAGUCAUGGAUCCAGGUAGGUUGACUGAUUGGUUGGUUACAGGGAGUCAUGGAUCCAGGUGGGUUGACUGAUGUGUUGGUUACAGGGAGUCAUGGAUCCAGGUGGGUUGACUGAUUGGUUGGUUACAGGGAGUCAUGGAUCCAGGUGGGUUGACUGAUUGGUUGGUUACAGGGAGUCAUGGAUCCAGGUGGGUUGACUGAUUGGUUGGUUACAGGGAGUCAUGGAUCCAGGUGGUUUGACUGAUUGGUUGGUUACAGGGAAUCAUGGAUCCAGUUGGGUUGACUGAUUGGUUGGUUACAGGGAGUCAUGGAUCCAGGUGGGUUGACUGAUUGGUUGGUUACAGGGAGUCAUGGAUCCAGGUGGGUUGACUGAUUGGUUGGUUACAGGGAGUCAUGGAUCCAGGUAGGUUGACUGAUUGGUUGGUUACAGGGAGUCAUGGAUCCAGGUGGGUUGACUGAUUGGUUGGUUACAGGGAGUCAUGGAUCCAGGUGGGUUGACUGAUUGGUUGGUUACAGAGAGUCAUGGAUACAGGUGGGUUGACUGAUUGGUUGGUUACAGGGAGUCAUGGAUCCAGGUGGGUUGACUGAUUGGUUGGUUACAGGGAGUCAUGGAUCCAGGUGGGUUGACUGAUUGGUUGGUUACAGGGAAUCAUGGAUCCAGUUGGGUUUGACUGAUUGGUUGGUUACAGGGAGUCAUGGAUCCAGGUCGGUUGACUGAUUGGUUGGUUACAGGGAGUCAUGGAUCCAGGUGGGUUGACUGAUUGGUUGGUUACAGGGAGUCAUGGAUCCAGGUAGGUUGACUGAUUGGUUGGUUACAGGGAGUCAUGGAUCCAGGUGGGUUGACUGAUUGGUUGGUUACAGGGAGUCAUGGAUCCAGGUGGGUUGACUGACUGGUUGAUUACAGAGAGUCAUGGAUACAGGUGGGUUGACUGAUUGGUUGGUUACAGGGAGUCAUGGAUCCAGGUGGGUUGACUUUGGUUGGUUACAGUGAGUCAUGGAUCCUGAUUGGUUAGUUACAGGGAGUCAUGGAUCCAGGUGGGUUGACUGAUGUGUUGGUUACAGGGAGUCAUGGAUCCAGGUGGGUUGACUGAUUGGUUGGUUACAGGGAAUCAUGGAUCCAGGUGGGUUGACUAAUUGGUUGGUUACAGGGAGUCAUGGAUCCAGGUGGGUUGACUGAUUGGUUGGUUACAGGGAGUCAUGGAUCCAGGUAGGUUGACUGAUUGGUUGGUUACAGGGAGUCAUGGAUCCAGGUGGGUUGACUGAUUGGUUGGUUACAGGUAGUCAUGGAUCCAGGUGGGUUGACUGAUUGGUUGCUUACAGGGAGUCAUGGAUCCAGGUGGGUUGACUGAUUGGUUGGUUACAGGGAGUCAUGGAUCCAGGUGGGUUGACUGAUUGGUUGGUUACAGGUAGUCAUGGAUCCAGGUGGGUUGACUGAUUGGUUGGUUACAGAGAGUCAUGGAUCCAGGUGGGUUGACUGAUUGGUUGGUUACAGGGAGUCAUGGAUCCAGGUGGGUUGACUGAUUGGUUGGUUACAGUGAGUCAUGGAUCCAGGUGGGUUGACUUUGGUUGGUUACAGUGAGUCAUGGAUCCUGAUUGGUUAGUUACAGGGAGUCAUGGAUCCAGGUGGGUUGACUGAUUGGUUGGUUACAGGGAGUCAUGGAUCCAGGUGGGUUGACUUUGGUUGGUUACAGUGAGUCAUGGAUCCUGAUUGGUUAGUUACAGGGAGUCAUGGAUCCAGGUGGGUUGACUGAUUGGUUGGUUACAGGGAGUCAUGGAUCCAGGUGGGUUGACUGAUUGGUUGGUUACAGGGAGUCAUGGAUCCAGGUGGGUUGACUUUGGUUGGUUACAGUGAGUCAUGGAUCCUGAUUGGUUAGUUACAGGGAGUCAUGGAUCCAGGUGGGUUGACUGAUUGGUUGGUUACAGUGAGUCAUGGAUCCUGAUUGGUUAGUUACAGGGAGUCAUGGAUCCAGGUGGGUUGACUGAUUGGUUGGUUACAGGGAGUAUGGAUCCAGGUGGGUGACUUUGGUGGUUACAGUGAGUCAUGGAUCCUGAUUGGUUAGUUAAGGGAGUCAUGGAUCCAGGUGGGUUGACUGAUUGGUUGGUUACAGGGAGUCAUGGAUCAGGUGGGUUGACUUUGGUUGGUUACAGUGAGUCAUGGAUCCUGAUUGGUUAGUUACAGGGAGUCAUGGAUCCAGGUGGGUUGACUGAUUGGUUGGUUACAGGUAGUCAUGGAUCCAGGUGGGUUGACUGAUUGGUUGGUUACAGGGAGUCAUGGAUCCAGGUGGGUUGACUGAUUGGUUGGUUACAGGGAGUCAUGGAUCCAGGUGGGUUGACUGAUUAGUUGGUUGAUUUUGGUUAAUUGAUUUAUUAGGGGGUGCGUUCGUAAAUACGCUCUGGCUGUCUACUCUCUCCUCUGUGUGUCAGAGCGCAGAAUAACAGAUGAAUUUAUGAACGCUCAUCACCCGUUGAAUAUGGCCGGUGUCAGUAAACGUCAGCAAAAUAUAGUAAUUCAAUUGUUGCCAGCAGCACAGUUACAGUCACCAACUCACUGGAUAACAUGAAAACAGCCUAACCAGCUCUGCUAGGGUAAGUAAAAUGGUCAGAGUGAGGUGUUCUCUCAUUUGUGUCUGGAAGUAGCUAGCAAGCUAGCCAAUGUUAACCAGUUAGCUUGGGUGCUUGACUGCCGUUGUGAGGUCUGAACGCUUGGAUCAACCCUACUCCUCGGCCAGAGCGUCCAGUGUGCCCUCUGAACGCGCCGAGAGCAAAAUGCUCUGAAUUUACUAAUGGACAACCUGACAAUGCUCUGAAUUUACGAACACCCAGAGCGCACUCUGACACUCCAGAGUGAAUUUACAAACGCACCAUAGAUCAUUAUAAAAACACAUAUUCAGUCAACACAUAUAAAGCCAUAAAUGAAAUAGCAGUUCAUUAAAAUGUUUGUCUAUUUUUCUGGGGGGGGGGGGAUCCUUAUAUUAACGAGUGUUUUAGCAAUAGCUACUCUUCCUUGGGUCAGCACAGCACAACACAAUCAUACACACAGACAGAAACAAAGACUCUGAUUACUCUGUUUGUCUUUACUGUUUCAUCUUCCAUGACCUCUGACCAUGUUUGCUUUGUUUGGCCCUUUAACUAAUGAAUCUGUCUUUCUGUGUUCCUGGUUUCUGAGGUUAGGUUCUGAAUCUGUCUUUCUGUGUUCCUGGAUUCUGAGGUUAGGUUCUGAAUCUGUCUUUCUGUGUUCCUGGAUUCUGAGGUUAGGUUCUGAAUCUGUCUUUCUGUGUUCCUGGUUUCUGAGGUUAGGUUCUGAAUCUGUCUUUCUGUGUUCCUGGUUUCUGAGGUUCGAUUCUGAAUCUGUCUUUCUGUGUUCCUGGUUUCUGAGGUUAGGUUCUGAAUCGGUCUUUCUGUGUUCCUGGUUACUGAGGUUAGGUUCUGAAUCUGUGAGACUGUUCUAUUGAUGCAGUCUCUGUGUCGUUGACUUUUCCUUUCAUCUUUAACUACCUCUGUGCACUGCCAAUGUUUGCCUUUUCGCCUGGUAAGAAAGUGAACCUUUAGGUUCUAAAUCAGUGUCUCUGUGUUCCUCCAGGCUUCUCUGAGUCUGAGGUGGCUAUGAUGACCCCUGACCCAUCAGAAGACAUGGCUGAUCGGCUGGACCUGUCUGUCUCGUCCAUCGACAUGACCGGCACCUCUCUGGCCGUGCACGAGGAUGUGCACGAGGAAAAGGACAACGACAACCUCUCCGGCAUCGGUAAGUUAGCAAUAACAUCUGUUGUUUUGGUAGUGUUUGUAUUUUCAAUUGGUUGCCGUGUCAUAACAAGACAUACUGUUGUUGAUAUUUAUUAUCACAAUGUGAAACGAUAGACCCUUAUCAGUCAAACACUAUUUUUCAUACUGCUGCAACCAAUUUGUCCAACAAUGAAUCUCCGUAGUCCCGACAUUGACUGUCUCUCCUCUCUGUUCGUACAGAAGAGCUGGGUGACAGUGAGAUUCCUGAGAAGCCACCAGAGAACCAGAUGGAGACUGAACCUCAGGAGUCUCUUAUCCUGCCCACCGAAUCACAAGACCUAAUGUCCGAAUCCGCUGGAUCCCCUGACACAGUUGUGGAGGCUCCAUUUGCCCCUCCUCUUGCUGAUGCUGAAGCCUCUCUCCCAGACCCAGACGUCACCUCCUUCUCCCCCUCCCCUCCCCCAGGACCAGCCUUCCCCAGGACCAGCUCCAGCCAGAGCCCCUGGCCGACCUCCUGCUUCAGCCCCAGGUCAGUGACCUCUUGGUGGGGGACUCUCUCACUCAAGAGGACGUCACAUUGGAUGGAACAACACCAGAGCCAAUGUUAGAGCCAGACGUCAUCGGCUCACUGGAGCAACUCUCUGUGGAACAGUCGGAAACCACCGCAGCGGAACACCACCAUGACAACCACGAGUGUUGCCAUGACCACCACCACGAGCAUGAGGUGAGCAACCAGGAAGUGGUGGAGGAGUAG
Coregonus sp. 'balchen' is the source of this 10013-nucleotide messenger RNA. The record is from the annotation of a GenBank genome assembly. Lineage: Eukaryota; Metazoa; Chordata; Actinopteri; Salmoniformes; Salmonidae.